ACGGAACUGAACUUCCCACAACAUCGUGCCCUCCCACUCGUUUGGCGGCGGCGCUUGGAAUAUCCAUGCAGGAGGCCCUGAUCUCACCGGUCAUGAAGACCAAGAAGAAACUACUGCGCCCGACUGCAGACUGCCCUCCUGGCACCAAAUCCAAGAAACUGAGUCGAAAGAAACGCCUCCAGAACCUCCAGCGGCAGGUCUACGAUUUGGAGGGCGUGCUCAUGCGAACGAAGCGGACUGGGACGACGCUUCUGCCGUGGGAAGAGAUUGCCCUUGCGUUUAAAGAAGACACUCUCGAUCAAGUCCGAGACAACCGAUCGCUUAAGCGACAGCUUCAGCGACAAGAAUACAUAUACCAUGUGCUGCACUCGUGGGUGCUUAACAUGCUGCCACCACCAAGAACCCUCCACUCCCAUGCAGAAACGUGGCGUCAUUCAUAUCUCGUACAAGGGGACGACGAUAUUCGUCGGACAGCGCAGAUGUGGAUCGUCCAGCAUGCAUUGUACAAUACAGACCGCGUUAUGUCGUGCAGUACGUUCCCAGACUCGGCUGAAACUCUUGUGGAGAUCGACGUGACGGUGGACGACGACGAAGGCUUGUUCCAAGUGCGAGGAGUGGUUCAGUACACGCUCCCGUUGCCUCUCGACGCUGCAUCCAACCUCUACUGGAUUGCCGAGAACACAUUUUCUCAGUACCGCCGCGCCACUCCGCCGAUUUCAAUCAUGCAGAACGAACAGCUUCAACAUGACUGGCUUCGGUACAACCGCCAAGUUGUGUCGUCUCCGUUGGCCCGCCAGAGGAUCCACAACUAUUCCCUGCACGGUCAAUUUCGGACACCCGAUAGAACGACGGUAGUAUGGCGAACCAUUAUUCGCGAUGAAGCAUUCCCGGAGGAAGAUGGUCGAGUGUGGACGCUCGACUCGCAUCUUUGGUACGUUCGUCUUGUCGAAUUUCCUGUCACUAUACCCAUGGGAGUAGGACUGUCGCGGAGCCUUGUGGGCCCCAUGCCACGCGGUUUCGGACGGUUUACACCAUUGGGCACCCUCAAACUGUCGGAGGUCGAAUGGUGACAGCUGAGGAGAUGGCGACUGAGUUUCAACUCGUGCAGGGGCCUACAGAUGUGCGAAGGCAGGUGCGGGAAUUCCUCACCAGCGCCCACAUUCGUCAACGACAGCUCUUCUUCGACUACCUGACCUGCCUCAUGCGCCUUUCAGAUGUACCACCAAACUACUCGAACGAAUGAAGGAUGCGAAUAGAUGUCUGAUUUGUUGCACAACGGGGGUACCUACCACUACAGCCACAAACAUCGAGUGGAUCCGGUGAUGUUGGCAUGCCAUGGCCUUGUCCCCAACGCGACGUUUCCCACACUGCGCCAAACGACCUCAAUCGUUCAUUCAAG
Aphanomyces invadans is the source of this 1399-nucleotide messenger RNA. RefSeq lists its product as hypothetical. NCBI's taxonomy places the organism in Eukaryota, Oomycota, Saprolegniomycetes, Saprolegniales, Verrucalvaceae. Bases 66 to 1070 code for a protein of 334 amino acids. The record is from RefSeq and is a predicted model, not a curated record. The transcript has 2 exons.